AUGGGGAUGGCAUGGGGAUGGCAUGGGGAUGGUAUGGGGAAGGGGGGGCCUCGGCGGGCGGCAGAGGCCGCGGCGCGGGGCAGGGGCGAAGUCGCGCGGCGACCGCUGUGGGGCGGCCCCUUUCCGCAUCGCAGGGGGCUCCGCGGCGCCCGGCCGGGUUUAGAUGCGACCUACGCCGGCUACUUUUGUCACAUGUUUUUCUCCCCCUUCGGGCGAUUCGGUUACAGGGUUGGGGAAAGAAGCCCUAAUUUACGUUGCUUUCUCUUUGCCUCGUAGGUCCGCGCCGAAAAGCCACUUUUUUCGUCAAAUCCCGAGCUGGACAAUUUGAUGAUCCAAGCAAUACAAGUACUAAGAUUUCACCUUUUGGAAUUAGAAAAGGUUCAUGAGUUGUGCGAUAACUUCUGCCACCGGUACAUUAGUUGUUUGAAAGGAAAAAUGCCAAUAGACCUUGUUAUUGAUGAAAGGGAUGGCAGCUCCAAAUCAGAUCACGAAGAACUCUCAGGAUCUUCCACAAAUUUAGCCGACCAUAAUCCCUCAUCUUGGCGAGACCACGAUGAUGCAACGUCCACGCACUCGGCAGGCACCCCGGGGCCCUCCAGCGGGGGCCACGCUUCCCAGAGCGGAGACAACAGCAGCGAGCAAGGAGAUGGUUUAGACAACAGUGUAGCCUCACCUGGUACAGGGGAUGAUGAUGACCCAGACAAGGACAAAAAACGACAGAAGAAAAGAGGCAUUUUCCCCAAAGUAGCAACAAAUAUCAUGAGAGCGUGGCUUUUCCAGCAUCUCACACAUCCAUAUCCUUCAGAGGAGCAGAAGAAACAGUUAGCCCAAGACACAGGACUUACAAUCCUACAAGUAAACAACUGGUAA
Molecule: messenger RNA, 870 nt
Organism: Tinamus guttatus (white-throated tinamou)
Lineage: Eukaryota; Metazoa; Chordata; Aves; Tinamiformes; Tinamidae
Source: RefSeq, a predicted model, not a curated record